UGGGCACUAGCCGGACCGGGGACACUUAAGUACUGCAAGUACGGAGAACAGGACAGGUUCGGCCAUCAAUGCAUACGUACCUCGCAUUUGGUGCCAAUACUCGUGCGAUGUCUCUGGCGACUUAGUAGACGACAUCUCGUGCUUGAAUUGCAUUUCUCUCUGUCGAUCUCGCAUAUACCUUUACCGGCGCCCAUAGCCGUCGUCGAGAACGUCGCGGCCAGCAUCCAGACGCAUUCAUCUGUCUCAGCCAGCGCGGCCAACACUCCCGACUGCGCUUACGCACCACCCUUAUCAACGCGCCAGCAUGGCGAACACAAUCAUGGACAUAUUCUACUCGUUAGGAAGUUGCAUAUACUGCUUCCCGAGCACUCCGCAGCUGAAAAUCAACACCAGGAGCUUCCGUAUGCUUCGACUACUAGGCGAGGGCGGCUUUUCCUAUGUCUACCUUGUUCAAGACACCUCCGACUCGGCGCUCUAUGCGCUUAAAAAGAUUCGUUGUCCUUUUGGUCAAGAGUCGGUCUCACAAGCACUGAAAGAAGUCGAAGCAUACACCCUCUUCGCACCACACCCCAACAUCAUUCACAGCAUCGACCACGCAGUGCAAAACGAUUCGAGCACGAAGGUCUCGGGAAUAGGAAACGAUGGCGGCUCCUCGAGUAAGACAGUCUACAUCCUCCUCCCAUACUACCGGCGAGGGAAUCUCCAAGACAUGAUCAACGCGAACCUGGUCAAUCACACCCGCUUUGGUGAACGGCGGCUUAUGCAACUGAUGCUGGGCGUCUGCAAAGCGCUCAAGGCCAUGCACCAAUACCGCGUACGCAAUACUCCUUCCAAUGCCGCCGCGAAAGCCAUCCGGGAAGAAGCUGCGAACGAAGAUGCCGACGCUGCGCGAAGGCACGCCCGCACGCAGAACCGGACCAUGACUGCCGACCAGACACACCAGGAAGAGAUGAAUGAGGAGCAAGAGGCACCGCUAAUGCCUGAGGGCGAAAUCACCAGAGCACAAGAAGGCAAACAGCCUGGGGAGGACCGAGCAUAUGCCCACCGCGACAUUAAGCCUGGCAACAUCAUGCUCGACGAUGACGGACGCACGCCCAUCCUCAUGGACUUGGGCAGUCUAGCCCCGAGUCCAACACCCAUCACAUCCCGCUCCUUCGCCAUCGCCGUGCAGGACACGGCGGCGGAACACUGCACCAUGCCCUACCGAGCGCCCGAACUUUUCGACGUCAAGACCGGCAGCGUGAUCGACGCCAAAGUCGACAUUUGGUCGCUCGGAUGCACAAUGUACGCGUGCCUGAUCGGGAAGUCGCCAUUUGAAGCCCGCUCCGACGAGACAGGUGGAUCACUGAGUAUUUGCGUUCUAGGCGGCGACUGGCGGUGGCCGGGCGAGGGCAAUGCAACGAAAGGAAAGGACAAGAUGCCCCCGUCACGGUCAAACACACAAUCCUCGGCCAACGGGGGCCUCAAAAAUACAGCGACUCCCGCGUCCGGCGAGAGGGUAUACCCCCAUCCUGCGGCACGAGAGGUGGUCCGACGCUGUCUCGCAGUCGAGCCGUCGGAACGGCCGGACGUAGACGAACUCAUGACCUUGAUCGAUACGUGCUUGAGCGAAUUACCUGAAGACGACGAAGGCGGGCCCGUUGACGGAGACGGCGAGAUUUAGAAAGAUGCAGCAACGCCAACAAUUCUCAAAACUACCACACCUUGGAACUUAAGUGCUCUACGAGCGAGGUGAAGCAAGUCGCGCGCUCCCAGCUUCCAAUAUAUGUCUCUAUCUUGACUGUUGAGGUUUCUCAGCUGAACGUGAGGCGGGAGAUGCAAGCGUCACACCUUGAGAUUCAAGAAGCCAGUGUUUCGGACCACAUUUCGGGUGUUGACCAUGCGCCGCGAUUUUGAAUGGAAGAUCAUCCGACAAGGUUGAAGAAGAUAUUUUUUCGCUCAGGACUGCAGGAGCAAGGUCGUUGAGGCGUGUGAGGCUACUCGUGGAAAAGCGAUUACAAUUCUUCUUGACCUGAUGUUUAUUCUUGUGUAUUGUCAUGGCGUCCAGACGACUCGGAAUAGUGUAAAAACAGGAUGCUAUAUCUCGGUGCAAAAGGAAUGGGUGACACGAAAUUAGGUAUCGCCCGAAUUGAAGCAGGAGCUUUUCG
Exophiala viscosa is the source of this 2147-nucleotide messenger RNA. RefSeq names its product serine/threonine kinase 16. Gene Ontology annotation, cellular component: Golgi apparatus; cytoplasm. The transcript has 2 exons. The record is from RefSeq and is a predicted model, not a curated record. Gene Ontology annotation, biological process: regulation of vacuole fusion, non-autophagic; protein phosphorylation; vacuolar protein processing. Bases 305 to 1663 code for a protein of 452 amino acids. Gene Ontology annotation, molecular function: protein serine/threonine kinase activity; ATP binding. NCBI's taxonomy places the organism in Eukaryota, Fungi, Ascomycota, Eurotiomycetes, Chaetothyriales, Herpotrichiellaceae.